CUGGGACAUCCAUAUGUUAGAUUGGUAUAGCCGUCCUGUUUGGAUGUCUGGCAAUAGCUCAAUCCUACUGGAGAAAGGGAGGAAAUAUUAUACGGAUGACUUCACGGUGCAUUUUCUACUUUUUCUUAUCAAAAGUGGUGAAAAGACAAAGGUCAGAUCACCAAACCUUUUAAUAUCCAAGGGGAAUUUCAGCCACAAUACUAAAGGUGGAAUCUUUUUGGGAGGAGACGAGGCAGGAAUGGUAGAAAUCCAACACACGGAAGUACGAAACUCACCCCAAAAUGGCCUAUCGACAGCAUUUUCCUACGUAAACAGUUUAAAGCUGCUUAAUUGCCAGUUUGUUGGAAACAAGAUUGGAAUCAGACUCUCUUCUUUUUCAGGUAAUGUUAAUGUCGAGAGUUCCAAGGCUUCUAAUUCCACCGAAAACGGACUUUAUGUGGACACGAACGGGGAAAAAUCAAUCUAUAUUGAAAAUGGUGGUGUUUUUUACAGCAAUGGAUAUGGAGUUUAUCUAAGAGGUAGUUAUACGAAAGUGAAACUUUCUGCAACAAGGACUUUUUUCGGAUGGAAUAAGGCAUCUUCAGUUUAUUCCCGAGUUUAUUACGGUUGUAGUUUGCCUUGCUCAUCCCAUACCAUUUUUACAAACUGUACAUUUUAUGCCAACCGAGGCCCUGUAGUAGACAUCAACGAGUCUCCACACUCUAAUCCAUGGCAAUUUGACGGAAACUUUUUCCUAAAUAACACUCAAGGUCCUGUUAUUUUGACUACGAAGGAUACGCGCGAUUCCUACACUCCUGAACUAUUUUUGAGAAAUAACUACUUCUUGUUUAACUUCUGCCAAGAUAAAAGCGUCAUAGACAUCAAAGGAGGCACAAAAGUCUUGAUCAUGGAAGGAAACGUCUUUGAAAAAAACUAUGGGAGAUCUAUCUUUUUAGAAAAAACGUCUCCUUCCGGUGCAACUAUAAGGAGUAACGUCUUCACAGACAACAAAUGCUUAAACAGUGGAGUCAUUGAAAUUCAGAGGAUGGAUAAAGACAUCUUAAUUGUUGACAAUACCUUUAAGUUGAAUAAAGGACUGUCUAUGGUUUUUCUCCACUGCGAAUACGUUGUAGAAGGCAACACGCCCUCUGGCAUGAAGAAUGUAACGUUUUCGAACAAUUCACUCAUUAGCAACAUAGAUGUAUCAUUAAAUUCCCCAACCUGUGAGGUAAGAAUCUCCGGGUUUAUAGAAUGGAGAACAUUUUUCGUGAAUAACAACAGGUUUAGCAGCGUUCACUUCUCGAAAGAACUUUGCGUAAACACCUUUGCAUCCUCGCAUAGCAGUGCAAUUCAGGCUUCCUUAAACUUCUGGGGCUAUGAUGACGAGGAAAAAAUCAAGGAGAGAAUCUUUGAUGCUGAAGACAACUACGAACACACAUUUGCUGAUUUUCGUCCCUACAUUAGCAGUGCAGGAAACACAGUGGAAGGUUCGCCAGAAAAUAUGACCCGUAGUGGGCUUACGAAAAGUUUUCUGGGAGGAAGGAUAUUAUCUAACAUUCUUCUAAGAAAAGAGAAAAGUCCCUAUACAGUUGUGUCCGAUGUCACUAUCCUGCCCGAAGCCUCUCUUACAAUUAAUCCUGGUGUUGAGGUGCAAUUUAUGCCAGGAGUAGGCAUAUUGGUCCUUGGUUCAAUCUUUGUACGUGGAAAUGGGGAUCAACCUAUCCAAUUUUCUCUUUCAAAUACGAAAAAGAACAUUUCUUUAAAAAUAAGAUUAGCUGGAGGGAAGUUUCCAUGGGAAGGACGUGUAGAGAUACUUCACAGCGGGAAUUGGACCCCACUGCAUUUAAAUGUGACGGAAGGCAAUAAAGGGAAUGUCACCAAACUGGUAUGUGAACACCUGGGUUAUAAAGCACCACUGUCUAUCCAUUAUUCCCCUUACCAAUCUCUCAUUGCGUGCGAUGCUUGUGCCGCUCUUCAUUGUAAAGGAAGUGAGGUAGAGUUGACAGAAUGCACGUUAUCUUUCCACAAACUCAGUUGCAACACGUCGCACCGUCUUGUGUUAAACUGCGGUGGAGGAAGGCCUUGGGGAAAUAUCAGAUUUCUUCGCGAAGCCAGGGACACGCCAAACCUGCCAAAAUCAAGUUUAAAGCACCUGAGGAUUGUGCACUGUGGCGUGAAACAUGGCGAAAAAGUCGCUGCUAUUGAGCUGAUACAAUACGUUCCAGAAGUAAGCAAUGUGACUGUUCUUAAUUGCACAUCAGGUGGUAUCAAGGUUUGGUUCCCAGAAAAAGAGGUCACUAUAAGGAAUAGUUCCUUCGUGAAUACCGGAGGAAAUGGAACUGAUCUUAUCAUUACGAAAAUAAACAUUACACUUGAAAACGUCAAAUCGAUGAAUAACGAGUUUGGACUGAGUUUUCGUGAAGAGUACGGUGAUUGGAUUAAUGGUAUUUCAUACGGGCAAAUCAAUCUGUGCUCCCCACAAAAAGUGGUUAACAUCACGGAUCACGAUUUAUUCAUUUACUUUAGAGCAUCAUUUCAGACUUUUUCAAAUCUAAAGGUAUCCUGCAAGAUAAAGAUUCAAACAGAGGGAGAUGCCGGCUUUGCUAUUCAACUACUAGUGAUGCGAAGUUCAAAAUCUAUUGAGAUAGAAACUCCGCACGGACGUAAAAUCUCAGGUCAAUUUUCAAAGCGAAGAAUGAUGGGGUGGGAUUCUUUUACAGUCAACUUCAAAGGAUGGUACAGUAGCGAAAUGCUUUUGAAAGUUCAACGAGUUGAUAGCAAAGAUAUACCUUGUUCUUUUGACCAUGGAUUCUGUGACUGGAGACGCUAUCCCAAGUCACGUUUCAGGAACAAUACUCUGACUCAACAAUGGCAUCAUGGCUGGGAAAACUAUGGUUAUGACCACACCUAUUCAAUGUAUGAAGGGAGAAUACUAUGGAUUGAGGCCAAAGGAUCCUGGAUAUCUGGCUAUGGUGCCUUUGCCAGCCCAUCAAUAAUCAACGACAGCAACUACUGUUUUUUGGUGUUCUACUACAAGCUGGAUGCUUGGGGUUCCCGCAAAGCAUCGAUAUCUGUCUAUUUUGUGGAAGAUAAUACUGAUAAGUCGACACUCCUGUGGUCCACGAGCGAUUCAGUGAACGAAUGGGAAAAGAAAGUGAUUGAGCUACCCAGUGCUAAUGUCAGUUACUCAAUUGUGUUACUGGGAUAUGUGGAGUCCUGGGGCUACGUUUUCAUCGACGACUUGGCUUUCGUUCGUCGUGACUCGUCUGCUUUCAUGCACCAACUAACCGGAAGCGUUUUCAGCGGAAACGUCAAGCAAGGUGUACGGUAUACGUCGACUCAGAGUGAAAGAAGAAUUUUUAGACUAAAACGUUGUCAAGUAACAAACAAUGGUCUAAAUCCAGUCCUUAGCGGGAGGCCGUCAGGUGCUAUUCAUUUCACUGCUGUUAAACAAGAGUUUGAAAUAGUGAAUAACUACAUCGCCGGAAAUAAUAACGGAGGUAUUUAUUGUAGGAUAUUCAAUGAACUGUCCACGAGUAGCCUACCAGUAAGCCAUAUCCAUGCUAACACCAUUGAGAAUAACAAAGGUGGCAUAUUACAUGUAGAAGGCGUUUCUGAGCCCUAGAUGAA
Molecule: messenger RNA, 3609 nt
Organism: Stylophora pistillata
Lineage: Eukaryota; Metazoa; Cnidaria; Anthozoa; Scleractinia; Pocilloporidae
Biological process (GO): cell-cell junction maintenance; homophilic cell-cell adhesion
Cellular component (GO): plasma membrane
Molecular function (GO): calcium ion binding
Source: RefSeq, a predicted model, not a curated record